Molecule: messenger RNA, 7816 nt
Organism: Trichomycterus rosablanca
Lineage: Eukaryota; Metazoa; Chordata; Actinopteri; Siluriformes; Trichomycteridae
Product: testis-expressed protein 2-like
Exons: 11
Coding region: 1-3180 (1059 amino acids)
Cellular component (GO): endoplasmic reticulum
Molecular function (GO): lipid binding
Source: RefSeq, a predicted model, not a curated record
AUGACUAGCAAGAAAGGUGGUCAUACUGACCGACCCUUGCUUUCAGCCUUCAGGUCAGCUUCUGCUCCUAAACUGAAUGUUAAACACCAGCCCCAAGAGACCGCUAUCCAUUACUCUGCUUUGGGCAAGGAGGAGGAUGACGAGGAAGAGGACUUCUGUGAAAUGUUAGAGCCAUCAAGUAAUGCAGUGGCAAAGAGUCAAGAAGUUGUAACAGCUUUGGAAGCAAGUGAAGACCUUAUUCUUGAAGGAGAAACUGAAAGGAAGUCUGUCAUCAAUGUUGCUGAAGUUACAGUCGAAACAGAUGAACAAAACACUAAUAAUCAAAAGAUUGGUCUAUCUCCCUCUGCUACAACCAUUCCUGGGGCUGCAAAAGCAUCAGAGUCCCCUUCAGGUGCUACCAGUUCCUCACCUUCCAAAUCUUUGUCCCUUCCCUCAAUGGACAAAGCCUUUAUUAACCUUGUAAAGUCAUUGUCUACCGAUCUGGAGCCUCGUGAGGGAAUCCCUGCCCCUCCCUCUCUGCGCAAUCGUCAACUAAUAAAGAACCUUGUCAAGUCCUUGUCCACAGAUUCCACUCAGGAUCCAGCAGGGUCAAACCGGCCUUCGGACUCUCGCCUCAAUUUGCAGCUCUUUAAACAGUUUACCCAGUCUCGCGCCACCACAAGUACUGGAGACUCCAAAACUGCUCCGACCUCUCCGUUAGCCUCACCUGACAAUCGCUUCUCCUUUAAAGUGUCGGAGGUGGAGGCCCGCAUUGAAGACACAAAACGACGUUUUUCAGAGGCCAUUUCUGAUCCUUUGCAUUUGAUCAGCAAGUUCAUGGGAGAUGAAACUUCAAGUAUUUACAGACCCAAAACUGUACCAAGUGCCUCAGAAUUGACUAGCUUUUCUAGUAUAAAUGGCCAUCUGGAGAACAACAACAAUUAUACUAUUAAGGAAGAAGAAGACUGUGUAGAAGAUGGUAUUACCCCGGAUGCAUCUGAGCAGGUCUCGGGUGCUGAAAGCAAGGCUACAACCAAAACCUCUCUGCCCUCUUUAGGACUUGACAAGUGUUCCAUGUCGACGCUGGUCAAGCAAGAGGAUGAAGAGUUCUGUGAACUUUACAGUGAAGACUUUGACUUCUCUGCGGAUACAGAGAUACCGCUCGAAUGUAAUGAGGACAAUAAAAAUGGACGCCGUACUUCUGUGCCUUCUGGUCAGAGCAACAACACCUCAAGCAAAGACGAACCGAACCUUGAGUCUGCAUAUAGUAUUCCACAUAAGACUUUGUUUGCUCUGACCAUCAUUACCUAUGGCUGCUUCGUUCUACCUUUGCCUAAUUACCUUGCUGGAAUGCUGCUGGGUUUAGCACUAGGGUUCAUGCUAGCCAUUGGUUUGGUGUGGAAGACGCGACCAAGGAGACAAGAUCUAAGAAGUCACAGAAGGUCAAAGGACCUGUGGAACAUUGCACAGCUGGAUAUCAAAGAACCAGGCAUGUUCAAGGGCUGGAUGAACGAGAUUCAUAACUACGAUCCAGAAAUGUACCACGCGACCCUCACCCACUCAGUCUUUGUACGCUUGGAGGGCUCAACCUUGAGGAUCUCCAAACCAAACAAGAACAUUGCCCGGCGGGCCAGUUACAGUGAGCCCAAACCAGAUGUCAGCUACAUCAGCCAAAAAAUCUACGACCUUACAGACAGCAAGAUAUCCCUGGUACCCCAGAGUCUCGCCAGGAAGCGGGUGUGGAACAAAAAGUACCCCAUACGUAUUGAGCUGGCCAAGCAGAAUAACUUUAUUACUAAAGCUGAGUUAGAGAGAGCUUCAGAGGAGAAGGAGAAUCCGGACAAUACAAACUCACAGGAUAAAGGCAGAGCAGAUUCGGAGCGUGAUCCACCCACAGUGUACCUGUUCGGGAGGACAGGAAGAGAGAAAGAGGAGUGGUUUAGGAGACUACUACUGGCAUCCAAACUGAAAUCUGAAGCAACCAGGCAGACGGCUAUCCUGCCAGCUAGUAAGAGUGCUCCUGCUCUGUCUCACAGCCGCAGCAGUAGUAAAAGCAGUCUGGAUGAGCUUCUGUCAUCCCAGGCUGCUAAGAGAGAAUCGAUUGCAAGUGCCAAACAGAAAGCUCUGCUGGAUUACAGCAUCUACAUGGCCAAUUAUAUCAACACUUCUAAAGAGAACAGUGCCAACACCAGUCCCAGAGAAAGCCCACACAGCAGCCCUGGACUGGGCAAAAAGUUGCCAAACAUCCCAGAAAAAGAGGGGGGGGCUGUGUGCUGGGUAAAUGCUCUAAUAGGCCGGAUUGCGUGGGACUUCCUCAGGGAGACACAUUGGGCCGACUGGGUGUCAAAGAAGAUCCAGAUGAAGCUCAGCAAAAUUAGGUUGCCUUACUUCAUGAAUGAGCUGACUUUGACAGAACUUGACAUGGGCAAUUGCACUCCUAGAAUCCUCGGGGCUUCUCAACCCUUAGUGGACCAUCAAGGUCUCUGGUUUGAUUUGGAGAUCUCCUAUAAGGGUUCGUUUCUCAUGACUCUGGAGACAAAGAUGAACCUGUCACGUUUAGGAAAGGAGGCAGAGGGUCUUGGAGAGUUUGGGAAAGAUGGACACAGGCCACGUACGUACUGCCUGGCCGAUAGUGAUGAGGAGUCAUCCAGUGCAGGAUCUUCAGAUGAAGACGAUGGGACAGAGAAUGUUGCUGAUAAAAACCUGCCACUAGGCGCAGAGGGGUACACUGGGGUCCACAGGCCGAGCAAGAUCAUGAGAUUUGUGGAUAAGAUAACCAAGAACAAGUAUUUUCAGAAGGCCACUGAGACCGAGUUUAUUAAGAAGAAAAUUGAGGAAGUGUCGAACACACCGCUGCUACUCACGGUAGAGCUUCAGGAGUGUAAAGGAAAGCUGGCUGUCAACAUCCCGCCUCCACCUACUGACAGGAUAUGGUAUGGCUUUCGCAGUCCUCCGCUGUUGGAGCUGAAGGCUCGUCCCAAACUGGGAGAGAGAGAGGUGACACUGGCGCAUGUGACCGACUGGAUAGAAAAGAAGCUGGAGAGAGAAUUCCAGAAAAUCCUCGUGAUGCCAAACAUGGACGACGUCUGGCUCGGUGUCAUGCGUUCUUCAGUGGAUCCCCGGUCCGACACUCUUCUAACGGAAAACAAAGAUCCGACGGCCAACCUCGAUGCUGACAUUCCACCCCCUGCAGAGCUAUGAAUGACCAAAUCUACGUCCAGUAUUGGCCAAACAGUGAGCUGAUGUUGUGGGAGUGUUCUGUUUCUAAAACCCACUGGGCUUCGGUGACUCAUUCAUUCUUUCAGAGUGAACCUUGAAGGACAUUGGAUCUGAAGGCUGUGCUGCCUUGAUUACUUCAUCAAUAUCAAAAUAAAUUCUUGUGGAAGAAAUACACGGCCAAUUUUACUGAGAUCUGAGAUAAACAAACAGCACAUUUGAUAUUAGAUGGAAGAGUAUGUGACACGAUGAAGGAAGAACAGCAACAGAUGUGAAUAUUUAAUCAGGUGAAGCUUGUCUAUUUGUAUUUAUAUUGGGGGUUUAUCUGUAUAGAAUAGAGCUGAAGCUCUUGAUUUGAUUGGGUUGUGCAGUGUUUCUAAGUGCCACUGUGUUGUGUGUGUGUGUGUGUGUGUGUGUGUGUGUGUGUGUGUGUGUGUGUGUGGUGAUCCAUGUCUGUCGAUCUUUAAAUAUCAACUGGCUUUAAUACUUUUUUAUAGGUUGUGAUAAAUGUACAGGGUGAUUUCAAAGACCUGAAGUAUACAAGGGGGCCCAAGUUGACCUUGGAGAUAUUUGUUUAGAUUAAUUUAUCAGUAUAGUAGCAGCUACUAUAGAUACUGCACACCCUGCUACUGCUGCUGUUAUGCCUUUUUUACAUGACAUGCAUUUAGUCACAGUGUACUUCUCCUCCACUAGUGUAAACAUUAAUCCCAUUACCAAUCCCUCUACUUAAAGCCUAGCCUCAGGAGUGUAUCGCAUUUAUCCAUGGUGCAAGUAAUCACCUGAGAUUACUUAAAACAUACCCCAUUCAAAACUCAGCUCUGCCAUCCGGCAGGCUGGACGCCUACACGAACAACGAUUGCCUGUUGUUCUAGGGGGGGGGGCCGGACGGGACCUCAUAACUGAUGCAGUUAUGACCUCUGCCUGCUAAUUGAUGCCACCUGCACAGAAACGAAGGAUAAUGCAUAGAUCAGGGUGCAGUCAGUCUCAGCUCUCCUCAACCAAGGUGGAGAUCAACAUCAGUAGAGAGGAAGCAGAAUGCAAUUCAGUAAUUGGAUAUGACUAGAUUGGGAGGAAAAUUUGGGAAAAAUGCAAAAAUAAAUAAAUAAAUACCCCAGAGAUCAGUACCCAGGCUUAAAACUGUUUUUACACAUGCCCAAACAUAUCAAACUUUUGGUCCUAACCAACUCAUGUUUGAGUUCAGGGGGACGCCACAGUAUCACGCUGACACUGGAUUCGCCCUGCACUACACAUUACGGCGUUCUGUGUUUUCCCUCAGCUGUUAAUUUGUUUCUUGGCUUUUUAUCCAGCUGUUGAUGAGCAAGUAAAACAUUUUCAGAGAUAUCGGGAUAGUCCAUAUUGGUUCGAUUUGACUAAUCCUGGAUCAACGUUUAUGAGUUGCCGUAAUACUGUGUCUAAAUGUGCCACUCUGUAUUUGAGAAUUGACGGUUAUUAGAAGGACAAUGCUGUAUAUGUUGUGUGUGAAUGUGUAAUGCAGAUUAUUAUAAUGUGUAUGUGAGUAAUUAAUUUGCAUUAAAUGCACACAUGCUCUAAGCAAGAUGAGCUACUGGGCCCUGGCUAUAUGCCCAUAGUUUUUUCAUUAUCAUCUGUACAUGUCUCCAUCCAUAUCAUUUAAAACCACAGCAAUCAUAAACAUCAUCAAAUGCUUACCUUUAAAAAGCUGUAUCACAGGUAGAAUAAAGAUCCAGAUAAGCACAAGUACAUUGUUUUAGUACUAUCCAUAUCAUUCAUAGCCAGGGGCAUUUCACCAAUCAAAGCAAAACCAGCCAACUAUGGAUUUUUGUGAGCUCAUUUCCACAAAAGAGGACUGAUGCUCUUCUCAAAGUCUGUUAGCUGUCCAGUGGAUGGGUCAUUUCACACUUUGCAAGAAGCACAUGCUAGCCCUCACUCGCUGAAAAGAAACAGCUUGGCCCUGGGAAUAUAUAUUUUUAUUUAAAUUAAAGGUGUUGCCAUCAAUCACUAAUUUCCAUUGUAACUGUGAUGCUGGCUCUACACCAAACUAACUUAUACAUAGUGGAAAUAUUUGAAUUCUAAAUAAGAAAUAGAAGAUUUUAAAAUGCAGAAGUUGGUUUAACUAAUAAUAAAUCAAAAAUUGUGAGAUUGACUGCAAAAUCUGAUGCUGUUAAUUUGGACAAUAAAAGGCUAACGGUGUCUUUGACAUGACUUGAAGACCUUGUGGUUUGGCUGUCAAUAACGAGCUAUUGUGAAUAGAUAGAACACUACCUGAAUAUUUUAUAAGGGCAUCCACGGGUUCCAGUAGUAUCUGCUCGGCUAUAAGCAAAUCAAGAGCUCUAGAUUGAAAGGAAUUGACUGGCACACUAACACAAAGAUAAACAGUGCACAAUAAUUUCUAAAUCAUCUUUAUUAUAUUACUAAAUGCUCUUGAAAAACAGUUAUUUUUGGCACCUUGUCAGUUAAUGUGUGAGAAGGUUGGCGUAUGCCUACGGUGUGUAUGUAUGAGUGUAUAGUGCUGUUGAAACAAUCAUAAAUGGUACCUAUGUACAGUAUGCAGUCUGAUACUAAUGAAUGUAUAAUUUUGUGUGUAUUUAUAAUUGCAAAUUUGCCUUUCACACGACUUUGCGUUUAAUACAAAUCGUAAUUUCUGCAGAUCUUUUUUGAACAGAGAAAAUUAUAUAUGCAUAUAUUAGAAGGAUUUUCUGAUUCUGUGAAGCCAUUUUUUUCUAUUAUAAAUGUUUUUUUGUUUUUAGAAAGUAUGACAUAACAUUCCUGGGUCCGCUUUGUGGUUAUGUGGAGGCUGUCGGUAUAGCUUAAGUGAAGGAAACCAGGUUGAAGAAAAUUAAAGCACUGCUAAAAAACUGGUCUUUUAUCUCUGUAAGGACUCAAACUUUUCUAGUUCCCCAAAUUUAGAAUUAAGUCAGAUUUUUCUUAAAUUAUCACCAACACAAUAAAUGUGUUAAACAAUAAAGUAAACUUAAGUGUAAAUUUGUUGUAAGAUUGUGCAAUAAUGGUUUUUAAAACCAAGCCUUGGUGGCCGCUAGACAUGUGCCCAUGCGUAUCGAAUAUCUGUAGCAUAUUUUCAUUUAGCAGAGGUCUGUUUUUGAAGUAUGCCUUGGCAUCUCAUCUGGGCAUUUCCCAGAUAUUUAAUAGCUGUAAAGGUGCAGCUCUUGCACUGUAAUUUUCCUGCAGCAGAACCCUGUUGCUGAGUCCUAAUAAUUCUUGGUCUGCCCAUGCUGUGGUCAUGCUGUGGUCGUAAAUAGAUUAUAGAAGGUUUAAGUGGUAGUUAGGGGUGUCACAUGGAGCAUCAUUUGGAAAGAGGAUUUCUAGAAUUACUGUGUGACAAAUAUCACAAUAUAUUAUAUAAUAGAUCCACACAGUUAUGAGUCAUAUGCACAAAUGAAAACGUAGAGUAAUACUGUCGCUACUAAGCAGGACACUGACUUUAAUUUUGAAGUUCAGGCAAAGUAAAGUAGGAAUAGAUGUAUUUUAUUACAAUUUGUUUACAAAGAGAAAUUGUUUACUGUUAGAUUUCUCUUAAACAUGCAUUUUUUUUUUUUUACAUUAUUUUCAGAAUGACUUUAAUUUCCUGUUUAUCCAGUAAUCAGCAGUAUGUUGUAAAUUUUGCCUUAAUUGAAGCUGAUUAAUGAAGUCUAAAUGACAUGAACCAUGUUUGGUCUGUAUUACUGAUUUAUUAAUAGGAGGCAGUGUGUUUUAUUAUGUUAUGUUAUGCUAUCAGUUAUUAAAAAUUUGAUGAUUCCUGGUUUGAAUGGAGUUUGACAACUUGAUGAGAAAUGUUUUGAUAUAGUGGAUUCAAAAAGUUUUCAGACCCCUUGACAUUUUGCACUGUUGUGUUUUUUAGAAAGGACAUCAGUCUAUACUUAGUCUCCCAUAACGACAAAGACAAACAUGGUUUUAGAGUUUUUUUUUUUUAUUAUUUAAACUAAAAAAAAAACAGUAUUUAUUCAGUACUUCAUAGAAAUCAGGAGCAUUUGUAGCUGAAAGUAUACUUGGAUACAUAUUUAAAAGUUUCUCACAUGUGGAUGUCGGCAGUUUAUCCCAUCCCAUUGUGUGGUUGCAUCCGUGCCCUGAGCUAUGCCUUGCCACAAUUUAAUAUUCACAGACAGUUCCUUUGACUUGAUGGCUCAUUUUCUAUCUGACAGCGUAAUUUGUUGACCCCUGAAUACCCAGGUGUGUGCAUUUAAAGCAAAACAGGAUGCACCAGCUCACACUUUUGAAGUUUUCUCAUUUACAAAAUACCUUUGUAAAUGAGAGAUUUCAGGCUUUGAUUAAUGUUCAAAAAACUCUGUUUUACUUUGUCAUAAUGGGGGAUUAAAAAUGAGACUGAUGGGUUAUUAUACCCAUUUAAUAUGUGUAAAGAGUUGAGGGGUGUAAAUACCUUCUGAACCCACUGUAAAUGUGCCACACCUUGUAAGAAUCAGCACAGUAUUAAUUAAAGGUUGGUUAAUUCUUUUUCUUUGGCCAUGUAUGCCUUCUCCGCCAAGUGUUGCAAAAAUAGUUUUUACAGACCUUAUUUGCUUUCAUACAAUUUUUACAGAAGUUUUUUUUGCUCAGUGAUAAAUUGUGAGCUGAUGAGUGAAAUUGUUCACACAAAUUCUGAUUUAAAAUAAAGAUUUUUUUUCUUGUC